This is a messenger RNA of Dryobates pubescens (Downy woodpecker), 2117 nucleotides long. It is a transcript of the gene ERO1B, whose product is annotated as endoplasmic reticulum oxidoreductase 1 beta. The transcript has 16 exons. Bases 66 to 1613 code for a protein of 515 amino acids. The record is from RefSeq and is a predicted model, not a curated record. Gene Ontology annotation, biological process: protein folding in endoplasmic reticulum. NCBI's taxonomy places the organism in Eukaryota, Metazoa, Chordata, Aves, Piciformes, Picidae. Gene Ontology annotation, molecular function: protein-disulfide reductase activity; thiol oxidase activity; FAD binding. Gene Ontology annotation, cellular component: endoplasmic reticulum; endoplasmic reticulum membrane.
GACAGACAGGUUGGGGUGAGCGCGGCGCCCCCGCCUGACGGCUCCCGCCAUAGGCAGGAGUGGCCAUGCCGGGAGCAGACGCUGCCACCGCCUCCGAUCCUCGGGUUUUUCCGUCUCCUUCCUGUGGCGGCGGCGGAGGCUUCUGUGCGGCGGGGCCAGGGCCGCCUUCCCCCGUCAGCUGCGGCGGGCGGAGUGGUGGUGGCAGCAGCAGCAUGAGCAGUGGCGAUGCCGUCCGGAGCACAGCGGCGAGGACACGCUUGGCGACGCAGCUGCUGGCAGUGCUCAGCUGCGUCCUGACAGCGAAGGCCCAGCUCACAGGAGUCCUAGAUGAUUGUUUGUGUGACAUAGAAAGCAUUGAUGACUUCAAUACUUUCAAGAUCUUCCCCAAAAUACAGAAACUGCAAGAACGUGAUUACUUCAGAUAUUACAAGGUCAACCUGAAGAGACCGUGCCCAUUUUGGGCUGAUGAUGGCCAUUGUUCUAUCAAAGAUUGUCAUGUAGAGCCUUGUCCUGAGAGCAAAAUACCUGUUGGAAUUAAGGCUGGGAGCUCUAACAAAUAUUCGAAAGCGGCAAAUAAUUCCAAAGAACUGGAAGACUGUGAGCAAGCUAACAAACUGGGAGCAGUUAACAGUACUUUAAGUAACCAAAGUAAGGAGGCUUUCAUUGACUGGGCAAGAUAUGACGAUUCACAGGAUCAUUUUUGUGAACUUGAUGAUGAGAGAUCUCCGGAUGCACAGUAUGUGGAUUUGCUGCUGAAUCCAGAACGUUACACUGGAUACAAGGGGCCUUCUGCUUGGAGAGUGUGGAACAGCAUCUAUGAAGAAAACUGCUUCAAGCCUCGGUCUGUCUAUCGUCCUUUAAAUCCGCUGGCUCCUAGUAGGGGAGGUGAUGAUGGAGAAUCUUUCUACACAUGGCUAGAAGGUCUUUGCCUUGAGAAAAGAGUGUUUUAUAAACUAAUUUCUGGACUUCACGCUAGCAUCAACUUGCAUCUUUGUGCAAAUUAUCUUCUUGAAGAAACCUGGGGGAAGCCUCGCUGGGGACCGAAUGUGAAAGAGUUCACUCGUCGCUUUGAUCCUGCUGAAACAAAAGGAGAAGGCCCAAGGAGGCUCAAAAAUUUGUAUUUCUUAUAUUUGAUAGAGCUGCGUGCUUUGUCAAAGGUUGCACCAUACUUUGAGCGUUCAGUGGUUGACCUUUACACUGGAAAUGGCCAUGAGGAUGCUGAAUCUAAAGCUCUCUUACUAGAUAUCUUCAGGGAUACAAAAUCCUUCCAUAUGCACUUUGAUGAGAAGUCCAUGUUUGCUGGAGAUAAAAAAGGAGCCAAGUCAUUAAAGGAAGAAUUCAGACUGCAUUUCAAGAACAUAUCUCGCAUAAUGGAUUGUGUUGGAUGUGACAAAUGCAGGCUGUGGGGCAAACUGCAGACACAGGGCUUAGGAACUGCUCUGAAGAUCUUGUUUUCUGAGAAGGAGAUACAGAGCCUUCCUGAGAACAGCCCAUCAAAAGGUUUUCAACUCACACGUCAAGAAAUAGUUGCUCUUGUAAAUGCCUUUGGAAGGCUUUCCACGAGUAUAAGAGAAUUGCAGAAUUUUAAAGUUUUAUUACAACAGACUAGGUAAUGAAGGCCUUUGCACAACGCAUUAGUGAAGACCAUUUACAUGACUGCAUUGAGCAGAAGGAACCGAUCCUUACAGGACUCACAUGAACUGAUGAAAAUCAAAACGAACUUGAAUUGUUGAAAUUCAAAUUGUUGAAAAUCAAAACCAACUUGAAUUUAUGUUUAAACUAGGAAUGGUUAUUAAUUAGAGAAGAUAUUUAUGAAUGAAAUACAUAGUUUUAAGAUGUGUAAAUUAUGCUGGUCUGUUUAUUUUUUGAGUUUUCUGCUCACAGUUCUGUUGUACUGAAACUUGAUAAAUUAUAUUUCCUUGUCUUCCUGAGGCAGUUAUUUUGCAUGGAAGCAUAUGUACCUCCACCCUGACCUGGCCUGUCUUGAGACAGGUGGUUGACCUCUUGCCUCUCCUGAGUACUGCGCUUCAGUAUAUUCUGAGAAUUGGGUAUGACAAUUCUGGCUGUCCAAAAGAAAGGAAGAAAGAAAGAGGUCGGGGGGAGGGGGGAAACAAAAU